This is a messenger RNA of Moesziomyces aphidis, 714 nucleotides long. NCBI's taxonomy places the organism in Eukaryota, Fungi, Basidiomycota, Ustilaginomycetes, Ustilaginales, Ustilaginaceae. The record is from the annotation of a GenBank genome assembly.
AUGCAAGCCUACGCAGCCACUAUCCGUACGCGGCAUGAGCUGAACAAGAGACAUAAGAUCGACGAGUCGGUGUCGGUGCAAAUGGACGUCGCGUUUAGCAACGACGAAAGGGUCCUUGCAUGGAUGCGCAUUGUUUUUUUUGGUGGUCGCGACGUGCAGCCUGUGUGGUCCGUGUUGGUCAAAGAGGCCGCCUAUCUGACUGCAGCGCGACACUCGCCGGGUACGGGCAGUCGGUUGUGCCCGCGUGCCUGCUUGCGUGCGUCGCUUCGCGGUGAGCUCGAUCGAAGGGCUGGCUGGCGGGCAAAGACCCGCAAACUUCGUGCCUGCUCGCCUUGGACGCCCGCGUUGCGUCUUGGCAGAGCGGCUCCGCGUGCCCAACGCGUCUCGCUUCGCGUCGACGUACCUGUGACCAAGAUGGCCAAGGCAGACACCAAGACCAAGUCGUCGACUUCGACGCAGAAGCGCACCACCAAGUCCAAGAAGGAUCCCGCCGCCCCUAAGCGCCCGCUCUCGGCAUACAUGUUCUUCUCGCAGGACCACCGCGAGCGCGUCAAGCAGGCCAACCCCGAGGCCGGCUUCGGCGACGUCGGCCGCCUGCUCGGUGCCAAGUGGAAGGAGAUGUCCGAGGCCGAGAAGAAGCCGUACAACGACAUGGCCACGCGCGACAAGGCGCGUGCCGAGGCCGAGAAGGCUGCGUACAGCAAGCGCCGAUGA